Molecule: messenger RNA, 534 nt
Organism: Penicillium malachiteum
Lineage: Eukaryota; Fungi; Ascomycota; Eurotiomycetes; Eurotiales; Aspergillaceae
Exons: 2
Coding region: 1-534 (177 amino acids)
Source: RefSeq, a predicted model, not a curated record
AUGCUUAGAGAAGAGGAGGAAAUGGAUUUUGUCUUCAACAUCACUGUCAGUGCGGCCAAUUGGGCUCUGCUUGCUGGCUAUCUGGUCGUCCCAGGCACUUUUACCUCUCUUCAAAGCUCCGAUCAGGUAGAACAUGCUUUGCAAGGCAACAAAGCCGGUCGAACAGUGUUGCACACGAUCCAGAAUCCUCCAUUGCUGUCCAUUGCCUGUUGUCUCCUUCUCGGAGGUCUUGCAGCUUUCGCAUGGCUUUUGCAUUUUGCGAAGCUCAGAAGCAAUUACAUAUGGUUGAUCAAUAGGCUUUUCACGCCGAUUUCGCUGAACGCCGCUGCUGGGCUAUUGACUACAAUCAUCAACGUCUGCGCAUCUCAAGGGGGAGAUUGGUCUGUAAUGGCCAUUGUUACCACUGUCGCUACUGGGGCAACUCUUACUAUUUCUCUGGCACUGUUGUGUUUCUAUAAGUUUCACCUUUUGGAGAAGGUCAAACGAGAUGACGCGGUCUUCACUCUUGUUUUGCCUUCGUCGAGACCACAAUAA